UUCAGUUCUUCAUCAAACAAAGGCAAAGCAGGAGAGCUGAACAGAAGCAGAGGGAAAACAUGGAGUUCAACCCAACUUGCAAGGACAAGAAGAAAACGAUGAAGCUAUCCAUGCUACUAUGCUGCAAACUCUAUAUCUCUGAAUCACGAAACAAAGAAGCUCUUGAUUCAAUCGAACGUGCAGCUAAGCUUGAUCCAGAAACAGUUACUGUAAACAAGUUUGAGGAUCGUGCCUACAACCGGGUCAGGUACACUCUUGUAUCAUAUGUUGCUCAUGAUGGCACAGGGUGUCCCAUUUAUAGCCCUUUGCAACAAACUGUGCUAGCAAUGGCCGAAGCCGCUUAUGAAGCCAUAAACCUUGAGUUGCACUCGGGGGCACACCCCCGGCUUGGUGUUGUAGAUGACAUUGUUUUCCAUCCCUUGGCACGAGCAUCACUGGAGGAAGCAGCUUGGCUCGCCAAAACUGUGGCAGCAGAUAUUGGCAACCGAUUCCAAGUACCAGUAUUUCUAUAUGCUGCAGCACACCCAACCGGGAAGGCUUUGGAGACCAUCCGACGUGAGCUGGGCUACUACCGGCCAAACUUCAUGGGUAAUCAAUGGGCCGGAUGGGCCCAGCCUGAAGUUCUUGCUGAAAAUCCCGAUGAAGGCCCCAACACGGUGUCUCGUGCCAGAGGUAUUGCGAUGAUUGGUGCACGUCCAUGGGUCGCAACAUACAACGUUCCAAUCAUUUCCAUAGAUGUCUCGGCUGCUCGACGGAUUGCAUUGUUGGUAAGUGCUCGAGGUGGUGGGCUGCCUACUGUGCAAACACUGGGCCUGGUUCAUGGUGAGGACUCGACCGAAAUAGCUUGCAUGCUGUUGGAGCCUAACCAAAUUGGCGCGGACCGGGUCCAGAGCCGGGUUGAAAUGCUGGCUGAGCAAGAAGGCCUGGAUGUGGAGAAGGGUUACUUCACUGAUUUUUCACCAGAGAUGAUAACUGAAAAAUACAUGAAAUUAAUCUCUGCUGAAUCUGACUAAGGCAGGAUUGUACAAAAUAUCUAAUAACAAAUGUUAACCAGCUCAAACCUGUUGAGCUUUCCAAUUCUCUCUCUCUCUCACUCUCUCUCUCUC
Ilex paraguariensis (yerba mate) is the source of this 1106-nucleotide messenger RNA. The record is from the annotation of a GenBank genome assembly. NCBI's taxonomy places the organism in Eukaryota, Viridiplantae, Streptophyta, Magnoliopsida, Aquifoliales, Aquifoliaceae.